AUGCUGACUGGCCUUGAAAAACAAUCUCUUUGUAUUAAAGUGCAAAAACAUCCCAAUAUUACGUUGGAGACAUUAGCAAUCGAGUUCGGAAUAAAACCCAACACCGUUCAUGAUAUUCUUGCAGAAAAAGACAUUUGGUUAGCUUUAGAUAAAAAUUCACCACUUGCUACCAUUGAGUCAGCACUCGCUUUGUGGGUUGAACAUGCUAUACAUCAUGAACAAGCUCUUACUGGUGAAAUAUUAAAUGUUAAAGCACAUGAAUUUGCAGACAAGAUGAACAUUAAUGACUUCAAAGCUUCUCCUGGGUGGCCAAUAGGUGAAGCUAAUUCUGCACCUUUGGAAAACUUGUCACGUUUUCACAACGAAUUACAACAACUUAUUCAAUUAUAUCCGAUUGAAAACGUUUUCAAUUGUGAUGAAACUGCACUUUUUUAUCAUCUGAAUUCUAUUAAAACGUUAGCGCAUGGUCCUAUAACAGGACGAAAGAAAGCAAAAGAUUGCGUUAUAUUAAUGUUUACAAACCAAUCCAUUUCAAAUAUUCCUCAAACUAAUAUUCGGGAAGCUAUCGAAUUUGUUAGAAUUGCAUGGAAUCAAGUAAGUACCGAGACAAUAACACACGCAUGGCAAAAAAUGGGUAUUAUACCUAAUAAUAUGACUGUUGAAAAUGAAGAAGAUGUUGUUUCAUCAACAAAUAUGGAGCUAAUUGAACUUUCUUAUUGA
Molecule: messenger RNA, 720 nt
Organism: Ambispora gerdemannii
Lineage: Eukaryota; Fungi; Glomeromycota; Glomeromycetes; Archaeosporales; Ambisporaceae
Source: the annotation of a GenBank genome assembly